Messenger RNA from Rhododendron vialii, 1204 nucleotides. RefSeq names its product aquaporin NIP2-1-like. Gene Ontology annotation, biological process: transmembrane transport. Lineage: Eukaryota; Viridiplantae; Streptophyta; Magnoliopsida; Ericales; Ericaceae. The transcript is spliced from 5 exons. The record is from RefSeq and is a predicted model, not a curated record. Gene Ontology annotation, cellular component: membrane. Gene Ontology annotation, molecular function: channel activity. Bases 81 to 926 code for a protein of 281 amino acids.
CCCAUAAGCCAUAGUCCCAGUUCCAAAUUUCCCGUUUCUUGAUUUUCCUUGGAGAAUUCGCGGGCAUUCUCUGCGUACAUAUGAAAGAAAUGGAGAUAACAAGCCGAAAUCUCAACAACUUGAUCCCCACAACAUCCCGAGAUUCGACAUAUCCAUUUUUCCCUCUUUGGAGACAAUUCCGAGAACAUUAUCCUCCUCAAAUUUACAGAAAGGUGGUAGCAGAGACAAUAGCGACUUGCCUGCGGGUGUUUGUGACGUGUGGUUCAGCAGCAUUGAGUGCAACUGAUGAAACCAGAGUCUCGCAACUUGGAGCUUCCAUCGCCGGUGGUCUCAUUGUUACGGUUAUGAUUUAUGCAGUGGGCCACAUCUCCGGUGCGUUCAUGAACCCGGCCGUUACUGUAGCUUUCGCAUCCAUCGGGCACUUACCUUGGAAACAGGUACCAUUGUACGCAGCAGCACAAUUUACCGGAGCAAUUUCAGCUGGAUUCACGCUUCGUGUAUUGUUGCACCCAAUCAAACGUCUCGGCACUACCUCACCCUCUGGGUCACAAAUUCAGUCUCUGAUUAUGGAAAUAGUGGUCACUUUCUCAAUGAUGUUCAUCGCUUCGGCCGUCACAAUCGACGCCAAAGCAAGAGGAGAACUGGGAGGUGUAGCAGUUGGUUCUGCCGUGUGCAUAACUUCCAUCUUGGCUGGACCAGUAUCAGGUGGAUCGAUGAACCCGGCAAGGACCUUAGGUCCAGCAAUAGCCAGCAACUACUACAACGGGCUUUGGGUGUACUUUGUUGGUCCAGUUACGGGAACACUACUUGGGGCAUGGUCAUACCGCUUUGUCUGGUUCAAAGACAAGCCAGUCCAAGCAAUCAGCUCAAUGAGCAGCAAUGAUGAUCGAGACGUUACAGCUGACGAUCCUCUCAACUCUUUUUAGAAAAACAUUGCAACAAGUCGAGCCCGCAUGCCUUGGACAAUCCGAGUGGUUAUCAGAGCUCAUGUACAGCUUAGUCGAGGUGCACGUGAGAUGUUCCGGCCGGACACCUACGUUACAUAAGCAAAAAAAGAGCUCAUGUAUAGCAAUAUCAAUAUUGCAUGGCAACUUGUUAUCUUGAGAUCCCGUUUGUAAUUAAAUUGACAUUUUAUUGGAAGUCUCAGGUGGUUCUUUAUUCUUUGCACGAAAGUAAUUUAUAUUUUUUAUGAUCAAAAAAUGAA